UCAUGACGUCACGCGGAAGUAAUUCAACCAAGAUGGCAGCGUCCUUGAUAGGCAUGUUUUGAUUACAGUUGAGUGUCAAACACGCUGAACAGAUGCAAAUUUACGGGCUGCAGGACUUUCAGGAGAAGAUUUUGAGAGCGGAGCAUGGAGAGACGAGAGUUCGUCGCGUCCCUGGUGGCAGGAGGCUGCGCGGGGAUGUGUGUCGAUCUGACCCUCUUCCCCCUGGACACCAUUAAGACAAGACUGCAGAGUCAGCAGGGCUUCUACAAGGCAGGGGGCUUUAGGGGCAUCUACGCUGGAGUCCCAUCUGCUGCUGUCGGCUCCUUCCCUAAUGCCGCUGCUUUCUUCGUCACCUACGACUUCACAAAGUCCCUGCUUGGCGCUGGCAGAGUACUAGCAGCACCACACGUGGCACCUGUCACUCACAUGCUGGCCGCCUCGCUGGGAGAAAUAGUGGCUUGUCUGAUCCGGGUGCCCACAGAGGUGGUCAAGCAGAGGACUCAGGCUUCUCCCUCAUCCACUACCUACCACAUGCUGGUGUCUACACUCAGAGAAGAGGGUGUCCGAGGCUUGUACAGAGGAUACGGGAGUACCGUUCUCAGAGAGAUCCCAUUUUCGCUGGUGCAGUUUCCACUUUGGGAGUAUUUAAAGACUCUGUGGUCAUGGAGGCAAGGUCACACGCUCUACUCUUGGCAAGCUGCAGUGUGCGGAGCUUUUGCAGGUGCAGUAGCGGCAUUUGUUACCACUCCUCUUGACGUGGCAAAGACCAGGAUCAUGCUCGCAAAGGCCGGGUCGACCACUGCGAGCGGCAACAUCCCACUGGUGCUCUACGACGUGUGGAAGAGCAGAGGCAUUACAGGUCUGUUUGCGGGCAGCGUACCGAGGGUGACUUUCAUCAGUGUGGGCGGUUUCAUCUUUCUGGGAGCCUACGAGAAGAUCCGCCGCACGUUGCUAUAGCAGCACGUCCUCAGUGACUGUCCUGAGCCCUGACCUGUUGGAGGAGCAGCGGGAGGGGGAGAAGGAGCACCCUCGUUCCCCCGGUGGCCCUCCAUGCACCUCCACACUGCUGGCCCCCUCCUCAAGAAGCAAGGUCCACCUGGUGCUUCGAGGAAGAGUCAUCCGCGGGGCUGAUCGCAUUACCCAGGGUGCUGCAUUCCUGCUCAUCAGUGCCCUGCGGUAGUUGAGUUGAGCAGCCUGAGCUCACACUGUAACAGCACCAGCGGUUUGAUGAAAUUAAGCCUCACACAGGACUAGCAAUGCAGCAUCUUUACUGUUUAAUGUGUGUGUGACAGACUUAUGGUAUUAAAGACCGUUUCUUUUUA
Micropterus dolomieu (smallmouth bass) is the source of this 1322-nucleotide messenger RNA. RefSeq names its product solute carrier family 25 member 26 (gene slc25a26). The transcript is spliced from 10 exons. Lineage: Eukaryota; Metazoa; Chordata; Actinopteri; Centrarchiformes; Centrarchidae. Gene Ontology annotation, biological process: transmembrane transport. The record is from RefSeq and is a predicted model, not a curated record. Bases 145 to 957 code for a protein of 270 amino acids. Gene Ontology annotation, cellular component: mitochondrial inner membrane. Gene Ontology annotation, molecular function: S-adenosyl-L-methionine transmembrane transporter activity.